Messenger RNA from Cricetulus griseus (Chinese hamster), 4854 nucleotides. The record is from RefSeq and is a predicted model, not a curated record. NCBI's taxonomy places the organism in Eukaryota, Metazoa, Chordata, Mammalia, Rodentia, Cricetidae.
GCAUUGACUGAAGGCUAUGUGGGGGCCCUGCAGGAGAGCAGACAGGGCAGCUCUGUGCAGAUCCGCAGGCGCAAGGCAUCCGGAGACCCCUACUGGGCAUACUCAGGUGCCUAUGGUCCUGAGCACUGGGUCACAUCUAGUGUCAGCUGCGGGGGCAGCCAUCAGUCUCCCAUCGACAUUUUAGACCACCAUGCACGUGUUGGUGAAGAAUACCAGGAGCUUCAGCUUGAUGGAUUUGACAAUGAGUCCUCCAACAAAACCUGGAUGAAAAACACAGGGAAAACAGUUGCCAUCCUUCUAAAAGAUGAUUAUUUUGUGAGUGGUGCUGGGCUGCCUGGCAGGUUCAAAGCUGAGAAGGUGGAGUUUCACUGGGGCCACAGCAAUGGCUCAGCUGGCUCAGAGCACAGUGUCAACGGCCGGAGGUUUCCUGUGGAGAUGCAGAUUUUCUUUUACAACCCAGAUGAUUUUGACAGCUUUCAAACGGCAAUUUCUGAGAACAGAAUAAUUGGAGCCAUGGCCAUAUUUUUUCAAGUCAGUCCGAGGGACAACUCUGCACUGGAUCCUAUUAUCCACGGGUUGAAGGGCGUCGUACAUCAUGAGAAGGAGACCUUUCUGGAUCCCUUUGUCCUCCGAGACCUCCUGCCUGCAUCCCUGGGUAGCUACUACCGGUACACAGGCUCCUUGACCACCCCUCCAUGUAGUGAAAUCGUGGAGUGGAUUGUCUUCAGGAGACCCGUUCCCAUCUCCUACCACCAGCUUGAGGCUUUUUAUUCUAUCUUCACCACGGAGCAGCAAGACCAUGUUAAGUCAGUGGAGUACCUGCGAAACAACUUCCGACCACAGCAGGACCUGAAUGACAGAGUGGUGUCGAAGUCUGCUGUCCGAGAUGCCUGGAACCAUGACCUGGCGGACUUCUUGGACAACCCACUAGGAACAGAAGCCUCUAAAGUUUGCAGCUCUCCACCCAUCCACAUGAAGGUGCAGCCUCUGAACCAGACAGCACUGCAAGUGUCCUGGAGCCAACCAGAAGCCAUCUACCACCCACCCAUCAUGAAUUACAUGAUCUCCUAUAGCUGGACCAAGAAUGAGGAUGAGAAAGAGAAGACAUUCACUAAGGACAGUGACAAGGACUUGAAGGCCACCAUUAGCCAUGUGUCACCUGAUAGCCUUUACCUAUUCCGAGUACAGGCCGUGUGUCGGAACGACAUGCGCAGUGACUUUAGUCAGACAAUGCUCUUUCAAGCUAAUACCACCCGGAUAUUCCAAGGGACCAGGAUUGUGAAAACAGGAGUGCCGACAGCCUCUCCUGCCUCUUCAGCAGACAUGGCCCCCAUCAGCUCCGGCUCUUCUACUUGGACAUCCUCCGGCAUCCCCUUCUCCUUUGUUUCCAUGGCAACUGGGAUGGGUCCUUCCUCCAGUGGCAGCCAGGCUACAGUGGCCUCUGUGGUCACCAGCACGCUCUUAGCAGGCCUGGGCUUCGGUGGUGGUGGCAUCUCCUCGUUCCCCAGUACUGUGUGGCCCACACGCCUUCCUACGGCAGCCUCAGCCAGCAAGCAGGCAGGGAGGCCAGUCCUUGCCACUACUGAGGCCUUAGCUUCUCCCGGGCCUGAUGGUGACUCAGCUCCUACAAAGGACGGCGAGGGUGCAGAGGAAGGGGAGAAGGAGGAGAAGAGUGAGAGUGAGGAUGGAGAGCGAGAGCAUGAGGAGGAGGGAGAGAAGGACUCUGAGAAGAAGGAGAAGAGUGAGGCCACCCAUACAGCAGAAGAGAGGAACCGGACUGCUCCUGCCCCCACACCUUCUUCCCCCCGUAGGACUGCAGAGGAGGGAGGGCAUCAGACUAUACCUGGGCACAAACAGGACCAUGCUGCCUCUGCAACAGACCAGCCAGGCUCUGUUGCCCCGGGCUUGGAUCCCCAUGAGGACAUAGCCACCCAAGUGCCCCCAACAGCCACAGAGGAACAUUAUUCAGGGAGUGAUCACAGGAGACCCGAAAUGCCAUCUAAAAAGCCUAUGUCCCGAGGGGACCGAUUUUCCGAGGAUAGCAAAUUCAUCACUGUUAACCCCGCUGAGAAGAACACCUCUGGAAUGAUAAGCCGCCCCUCUCCGGGGAGGAUGGAGUGGAUUAUUCCCCUGAUCGUGGUCUCAGCCCUGACUUUCGUGUGCCUCGUCCUCCUCAUUGCCGUGCUGGUGUACUGGAGAGGGUGUAACAAAAUAAAGUCCAAGGGCUUUCCCAGACGUUCCCGUGAAGUGCCUUCUUCUGGGGAGAGAGGAGAGAAGGGGAGCAGAAAAUGUUUUCAGACUGCUCAUUUCUAUGUGGAAGACAGCAGUUCACCUCGGGUGGUCCCCAAUGAAAGUAUUCCUGUUAUCCCCAUCCCGGAUGACAUGGAAGCCAUUCCUGUCAAACAGUUUGUGAAACACAUCGGUGAGCUCUAUUCUAAUAACCAGCAUGGGUUCUCUGAAGAUUUUGAGUCUGCAGAUGAUCACAGUAGGGUGAAGUUAAGACCUUUACCAGGAAAAGACUCUAAGCACAGUGACUACAUCAAUGCAAACUAUGUCGAUGGUUACAACAAAGCAAAAGCCUACAUUGCCACCCAGGGACCUUUAAAGUCUACAUUUGAAGAUUUCUGGAGGAUGAUCUGGGAACAAAAUACAGGAAUCAUUAUCAUGAUUACAAACCUGGUGGAAAAAGGAAGGAGAAAAUGUGAUCAGUAUUGGCCAAUGGAGAACAGUGAGGAGUAUGGAAACAUUAUUGUCACACUGAAGAGCACAAAAGUACAUGCCUGCUAUACUGUUCGUCGUUUUUCAGUCAGAAAUACAAAAGUGAAAAAGGGCCAGAAGGGAAACGCCAAAGGUCGUCAGAAUGAGAGGACAGUGAUCCAGUAUCACUACACACAGUGGCCUGACAUGGGAGUCCCUGAGUAUACCCUCCCGGUCCUGACCUUUGUGCGGAGAUCAUCAUCAGCUCGGAUACCAGACAUGGGCCCCGUGUUGGUGCACUGCAGUGCUGGUGUGGGCAGGACGGGCACCUACAUUGUCAUAGACAGCAUGCUGCAACAGAUAAAAGACAAGAGCACAGUCAAUGUCCUGGGAUUCCUGAAGCAUAUCAGGACACAGCGUAACUACCUCGUCCAGACUGAGGAGCAGUACAUUUUCAUUCACGAUGCCUUGCUGGAAGCCAUCCUCGGAAAGGAGACUGAAGUAUCUUCAAGUCAGCUGCAUAGCUAUGUUAACAGCAUCCUCAUACCAGGAGUAGGAGGAAAGACACGGCUGGAAAAGCAGUUCAAGCUGAUCACGCAGUGUAAUGCAAAAUACGUGGAGUGCUUCAGUGCCCAGAAGGAGUGUAACAAGGAGAAGAACAGGAACUCUUCUGUGGUACCAGCUGAGCGUGCUCGAGUGGGACUUGCACCAUUGCCCGGAAUGAAAGGAACAGAUUACAUUAAUGCUUCGUACAUCAUGGGCUAUUACAGAAGCAAUGAAUUCAUUAUAACCCAGCACCCUCUGCCACACACUACGAAAGAUUUCUGGAGGAUGAUUUGGGAUCAUAAUGCACAGAUCAUUGUCAUGCUGCCAGACAACCAGAGCCUGGCAGAAGAUGAGUUUGUGUACUGGCCAAGUCGAGAGGAAUCCAUGAACUGUGAGGCCUUCACUGUCACCCUUAUCAGCAAGGACAGGCUGUGCCUCUCUAAUGAAGAACAAAUCAUCAUCCAUGACUUUAUCCUUGAAGCUACACAGGAUGACUAUGUACUAGAAGUUCGGCACUUUCAGUGCCCCAAAUGGCCUAACCCAGAUGCCCCCAUAAGCAGUACCUUUGAGCUGAUCAAUGUCAUCAAGGAAGAGGCCUUAACACGGGAUGGCCCCACUAUUGUUCAUGAUGAGUAUGGAGCAGUUUCUGCAGGAAUGCUAUGUGCCCUUACCACCUUGUCCCAGCAGCUAGAGAAUGAAAAUGCUGUGGAUGUCUUCCAGGUGGCAAAAAUGAUCAAUCUUAUGAGGCCUGGAGUAUUUACAGACAUUGAACAGUACCAGUUUGUCUACAAAGCAAUGCUCAGCUUGGUCAGCACUAAAGAAAAUGGAAAUGGCCCCAUGAUGGGGGACAAAAAUGGUGCUGUGCUAACUGCAGAAGAGUCAGACCCCGCUGAGAGCAUGGAGUCUCUGGUGUGACCGGACCCCUGGACGGGCACUUAAUUUGUAAACUUCUGACACUUGUAAAGACAGAACUUUUUUGAGGCCUUUUUUGCCAGACUCUAGGUUAUACAAUAACCCAGUUACUUUUUUACACUGAUAAAAGUUUUGAUAUUUAUUUUUUGCCAUUUUAUGUCUUAAUGGUAUCCUACUGAGCAUUUGCACCUGUUCAUUUCACACAGUGAAACGCAACUUUACCUAGUUUGCACUAUAUGAUCAGUGUUACUGCCUAUAAUCUAAUCUACAGCAAACCCUGAUGUGACAUUCCAUGACAACAUACAUGCUACUAUUUAGUUCUGUGCAGUGAAGGUCUUUGUUAUGACAGUGAAUCUCAGUUUUGUUAUUAUUCUAAAGCAAUUGCAUUUUCCUAGCAGGCAACACUGUACUUUUCUCAGUUCCCCUCUAUUUUUUUUUCUAGGCACUGUUCAAUACUAUAUGCCUUCUGUUACCAUGGAGUGGAUGGGCAUUGUUUCCUUUUACAGGGCAGGAGGUUAAUGGGAGCCCAUAAGAAGUCUGAUAAUGUCCAUUCCAUUUGUCAUGGUUGAGGGAUCCACUAAGAAGUUAAGAGGGCUUAAGAGUUGCUUCAUGUGAACAUCUCUUAUUAGUUACCGAGUUAUAUUCACAGUUGAAAUGUGUCAAAAUAAAGAAUCAUUCUGUAUUACAGAUUUCACAGUA